Molecule: messenger RNA, 1589 nt
Organism: Aspergillus alliaceus
Lineage: Eukaryota; Fungi; Ascomycota; Eurotiomycetes; Eurotiales; Aspergillaceae
Product: Zn(II)2Cys6 transcription factor
Exons: 3
Coding region: 145-1473 (442 amino acids)
Biological process (GO): regulation of transcription by RNA polymerase II
Molecular function (GO): DNA-binding transcription factor activity, RNA polymerase II-specific; zinc ion binding
Source: RefSeq, a predicted model, not a curated record
GUGACACCCCAUUGUGGCGAUGCCACUCGUCUUUUACCUUCAAUCUUAUCUUAAGGAUGACAACCUGUAACAAUUUGAAUGCUCUAACCUUCAACGCAAGUGACUUUCUUAAUUCGAAUAUAUGAUUCUCAUCACUGUUCUCUCAUGUCUACCGAGCAAUUUCAGAGAGUACUCGACACAGCAAAUGAGUUGGAUACCCAAAUCUGCGAACUCGGGCAGAGUGUGUUCCAACUGCCGGUGUUUCUAAAUGAGCAAAAGCUCUAUCACGCACGGCGUCCUCAUAAAAAAUCCCGGGCCGGCUGCAUAACCUGUAAGAAGCGGAGAGUUAAAUGCGAUGAGAGUAAACCGUCCUGCACGAGGUGCCAAAGGUACGGCGCAUUAUGUAGCUACCCGCCUGUGGCUUCCGGCAAGGCCAAUGUAGCAGCUGCCAUCUCAAAACCGGAUAGCGUCAUGUCUUCUUUAUCUUUGAGCGACAUGACGAGUCGGAUAGAGGACAUAUUGAAGUCGGAUCAGGGCUUCAAUGCUUCUCUCAUCGAGCCGAAUUCUGCUCAUCCCAUCAGCGUCCUUGCCUUUCAACACUUCAUCAACUCCUCCACUCAAACAGUGGGCAAUCCAUCCAUCCGAGCGGUUAUGAAGAGCGACAUGAUUCGUGUUUCAUUUACAAGCCCAUACUUAAUGUACACAAUACUUGCAGUUGGCACCCUUCACCUCAAUCGUAUCUCGCCCGACAAUAAGAUGCGGCGGUUCGCGGAGACUUACUUUUGGCAACGAGCGAUCAAGCUGUACCAGGCAGCACUUACCUCCAAAGUGACUCGACAAAAUGUCGAUUCCCUUCUCUCGACAUGCAUGUUCAUGGGCCUUAUCACUCUUUGUCCUGAAGACAUGAAGCCAACUGACUCCUGGGUUUUAUCCGAUAAGCCGGAUGCAAUGAACUGGCUUUGCUUACAGAGUGGUCUCCGAUGUAUCAUUAACCUCGCAGGGUCGUACGUUGAUUCCAGCAUUUGGGGUUCGGCAUUCCAGCAAGCCCACAAAGAAGAGAUCCAACUUUACGAGCAAGGUAUUCAAGUGGGUCGGGACGGCCUCGAUCCCGACCUGGCUGAUCUCUGUGGGGUUGACGAAUUUACGUCGGCCAAAACAAAUCCAUACUACGAGCCUCUCAGGCUCUUGGCCGCCAUAUUUGGGCUAGAAAGAAAUUUCAAGAAUUCGGCGCAAUGUGCCACUUUUAUGGGGAGGCUGGAGACCGAUUUUCUUGCUCUUUUGAGGAUCAAAGAUCCAGCGGCGCUUUUGAUUCUGGUGCAAUGGAUGGGUCUAAUGUGUACCCUCUCUCAUUGGCAGCCAUGGAGUGAAGGCCGGCUGAGGUGUGAGGCCAUCGCGAUCUGUAUGUAUCUAGAGCACAGCCCGGACCCCAGGGUAUUGCGUCUUUUGGAGUUCCCGGCCAGUGCAUGUGGGUAUCCCCUACUGAACGAUUCAUGAUGCACAACAGUAAUCGUCCCAGGACUGUUUGUAUAUAUCUAAAGUUAGGAGAUACCCGGUUUUAAUUCCAAGAUAGAUUCGCAACGGCCUGCUGUCCAUGUAACGGUUGACUUGAU